UGUUUCACAGACAGCAAACAAACAAUACAACAUGUUCUCCAAGGUUGCAAUCUUCGCUUUGCUGGUAGCAGUGGCUCAAAGCAGCGCUAUCCACGGCAACUACAACAGCUUCUCCUACGGAGUAGCUGAUCCUCACACUGGCGAUGUGAAGAGCCAGCACGAGACCCGCGUCGGCGAUAACGUGGUCGGCCAGUACUCGCUCUUGGAGUCUGACGGCACCCGCCGCGUCGUCGACUACGCCGCUGACGCUCACUCCGGUUUCAACGCCAUCGUCCGUAAAGACCCUGCCAUCGUCGCCCACGCUGCUCCCAUCGCUCAUUCCUACGCCGCUCCCAUCGCCACAUACGCCACUGGUAUUGCUCCCGUAGCCUAUGGCGCCUAUGCCUCCCCUCUCGCCUACAAGUCGUACGCCGCCGCUCCCUUGGCCUACAGCGCGAUCGCCUCUCCUCUGGCCUACAACUCUUACGGAUACGGCGCUUACUCUGCUCCUCUUGCCUACAAGUCUUACGGCUAUGGCAUCAACGGACUCGGUUACGCCGCAGGUCUUAAAUGGUGAAUUUAUCGACGAUCUUAGCAAAUAAAUAAUAAAUGACAAAUGAUCCUAUCGAAACGGGAUGGAGUAGUGAAUCUAAUUUAAGCAACUGAAGAGGCAAACUAAUACUCAUGUAAAUAUAAUUUAAAGUACAAUAAAUAAAAUAUUUGAGCGU
This is a messenger RNA of Melitaea cinxia (Glanville fritillary), 707 nucleotides long. Its product is annotated as larval/pupal rigid cuticle protein 66-like. Lineage: Eukaryota; Metazoa; Arthropoda; Insecta; Lepidoptera; Nymphalidae. The coding region runs from base 32 to 556 and encodes 174 amino acids. Gene Ontology annotation, cellular component: extracellular matrix. The record is from RefSeq and is a predicted model, not a curated record. The transcript has 2 exons.